Molecule: messenger RNA, 297 nt
Organism: Zygotorulaspora mrakii
Lineage: Eukaryota; Fungi; Ascomycota; Saccharomycetes; Saccharomycetales; Saccharomycetaceae
Gene: TIM11
Product: F1F0 ATP synthase subunit e
Exons: 1
Coding region: 1-297 (98 amino acids)
Biological process (GO): proton motive force-driven ATP synthesis
Molecular function (GO): proton transmembrane transporter activity
Source: RefSeq, a predicted model, not a curated record
AUGUCUACUGUCAACGUUUUGAGAUAUUCAGCUUUGGGAUUGGGUCUUUUUUUUGGACUACAAACCGACAUUGGGUUGAAGAAAGCAGCUUCCAAAAAACAGCAACAGGAAGCGUACGACAAUAAGAUGAAGCUUGUGGAGGAGGCCAAAGCAGAGUAUGCCAAGCUGAAUCCUGCAGAGAGCAAGGAAGCUGCACCAGCCUCCAAGGCAGGUGAAAUCAAGUCAAUCAAUUUGGAAGACCCAAAUGCGGAUUUCGGUUCAGUUAUUCUGCAAGCAGUCGACUCGCUAAAGAACUGA